AAACAAAAAAGACAAGAAGUGGAGAAGUCUUUCUUCUCUCCGUCGUUCCCAACACCAAAUCGCAUAAUCAAUCGAUUUCUUAAACUUCAACAAAGAGAGAGAGAGAGAGAGAGAGCAAAAGGGGCAAGGAAACCCUAAUUUCUCCGAUCGUAAAAAAGAAACUAACUUUACUCAAUUCCCCUUUCCGAAAAGCUCACAUGGCGUUCCGAAACUGUAGGUGGGAGCUCCUCGCGGCUUCUCUAACCGUAACCUUAGCUCUGAUUCACCUGGUGGAAGCGAACUCCGAAGGAGAUGCUCUUUACGCGCUUCGCAGGAGCUUAUCGGAUCCAGACCAUGUGCUACAGAGCUGGGAUCCGACUCUUGUUAACCCUUGUACCUGGUUCCAUGUCACCUGUAACCAAGACAACCGCGUCACUCGUGUGGAUUUGGGCAAUUCAAACCUUUCAGGACAUCUUGCACCUGAGCUUGGCAAGCUCGAACAUUUACAGUAUUUGGAGCUGUACAAAAACAACAUCGAAGGGACUAUACCUUCUGAAGUUGACAAUCUGAAGAACCUCAUCAGCUUGGAUCUCUACAACAACAAUCUUACGGGGAAGAUUCCUUCUUCUUUGGGAAAAUUGAAGUCUCUUGUCUUUUUACGGCUCAACGACAACAGGUUGACUGGUCCAAUCCCUAAAGAGCUCACGAAAAUCCCAAGCCUUAAAGUUGUUGAUGUAUCAAACAAUGAUUUGUGUGGAACUAUCCCAACAGAAGGACCCUUUGCACACAUUCCUCUGCAGAACUUUGAGAACAACUCGAGGUUGGAGGGACCGGAACUAAUCGGCCUUGCAAGCUACGACACCAACUGCAACUGAACCAACUGGCAAAACCUGAAAAACAAGAAAUGAGGGGGUGACCUUGGAAGAACACUUCACCACUUUUAUCAAAUAUCACCUGUUGUGUAAUAAGUAUAUAUAAUAUAAUAUUGUCCUAGUUGAAAAAAAAAAGAGUUGGAAUCAGUAAUCAUCUGUCUCAGUUGAGACGGACCGCCCGAAGGCUUUGUGUUCUGUCUGUGUGUAUGUAAAAUCUAUACAUGCGCCUUUAGCGUACUGUAACGUUCGUUGUGCGACACUGAGAUGUAACAUUUGUAUCGGUAGCAAGUUCUUUACCUUGUCUGUAUUAACAUUUGUGUGUAUGAUCUGUCAUAUUAAAACAAAAACUAUGGA
Brassica oleracea var. oleracea is the source of this 1205-nucleotide messenger RNA. RefSeq names its product somatic embryogenesis receptor kinase 2-like. Bases 198 to 854 code for a protein of 218 amino acids. The record is from RefSeq and is a predicted model, not a curated record. NCBI's taxonomy places the organism in Eukaryota, Viridiplantae, Streptophyta, Magnoliopsida, Brassicales, Brassicaceae. Gene Ontology annotation, molecular function: protein binding. The transcript is spliced from 6 exons.